GAUGGAUCUCAGACGGUGGUCUUUCCCCACAGCAGCUGCACCAAGCUUUAGUGUGUCCUUCAGCAUGUAGUCCUGGACCUUGAAAUGUACAAAUCUGUAGCACCCAGUCUUUGUUCUGGAAGACCAACAGUUUUGGGCAGACCAAAGAGCAUCUUUCACUGAUAUGAUGUUCUUCCAAUCACAGCCGAUGUUUGUCUCGGUGUGUGUCUCUGAGAACAGACCAUCGAGCACAGAGUCCUGCAUCAUGGAGCUGCUCAGGAUGAACCAUGACUAAAAGCACUGCAUCUUUCUCCAGACUUCGAUCUCAGAACUGUAGGCUAUCUUGUCGAUAGUAUUCUGAUAGGUGAUCCUUGCCUGAAGCACCUCCUAUACUGUACUCCCUUUAUUUAGUGAGACUCUUUAUAGUUAGCCAAUAUUACCAGCAUUUGCUGUCUUAAGACAAAAUGGUGUUUAAUGGCUAAAGCUUUUAAAAAGGUAAAAAAAAGUUUGAUUUUUGCUUCACUUGAACAUAUGAUAUAAGGAAAGAACACACUGAGUUUAGUUUUUGAUUAGCAGAUCGUACAGACAUUAUAGUUGACUUGUCUCCCUCUGUCUAGUGUAUAUAUAUGAUUCCAAAAAGAAAUACUUUGAAAAGAGCAUUGCUACACACAUUAGAAAAGAUAUUGUUUUAUGUUUCAGCAAUACAGCCCACUGCAGAUUUAAAGAUAUAAGAAAAAUCUACAAAGAGUAAAACAAUGGCAACUGAAAUCAUUGUACAGCAUCAACAAUUAGAAUCCAAUGCUGACGAGAACAUCAGUAAAUCCUCAAAUAAUUAUGAUGUAUCUGUGCAAAAUACAGCGCCCAACAUGGAUGCACUACGAAUCUUGGAACCAGUUAGAAAAAAACUUGCGUCAAUUGAAGCAGAGCGGAUUAUUUCUGUAAUUGAAAAGACUACUGAUAAAAUACAAAUAGUUACUUUAAUUCCCUACAUAAUAGCCAAUCAUAACAGGUUCAGUGUUGCUCUGGGUUUAGAGCUGGUGUGUGCUCUAAGAGAACAUGACAGACUAGAGAAACAUCUGGAUUUUGCUUUUGGCAAGCUGUUCAAUGUAGGGUAUCCCAAACAAGCAAAUGAGAAUUCAAUAGACAAAGUAAAAAUGAAAAAGAAAGAGGAAGAUAUUCAAAUCCUUCAAAAGGCCUUUGCAACUUCAGUUAAAAACAUCCUUCGGCUCUUUAAGAGGAAUCCCUCAGCCUGUCAGAUAAUCCAAUCAGAAUGUCAUGCUCGAAGUCGCAUCUGUGUAGACCUCACCCUGGUGCUAAUGGAACUAAGAGACUUUGUGUUUGAGAGACUUCUGAUAACUCCCAGUGAAGAUAAAGAAAAGUUUGAAUAUGUGCAAAAAAUCAUUAAACGAGAUAAGCAAAACACAGAAAUUAUAGCCACUUUGGAGGUUGAACUGACAGCAGCUAUCCAAAACAAAGAAAAUGAGAUGUUGAAGAAAAAUGAGAUAAUUCGCAAACUCAAAAACAACUUACUUCAACUUGACUUGUUCUCGCAAGAUUACAUUCGUCAAGUUAAACAAGAUGCAGAGAAACAACAAUUAAAUGAUCAGAAAGAUUCAGAAGGGAAAAUUGCCAAAUACCAUGAAGAAAUAGGUCAGCUUCGAACACAGUUGAACAACAUGAUAACAGAACACAGAGCAUCUGAAGUAGCUUUAAGAAAGCGAAAAUACAAAAUUGAAACAGAGAUUGAAAACUGGAUCCAGAAGUAUGAUGCUGAUCUACAAGAAAAACAGGAUGAAUAUGAACAGCUCCUUAAAAUACACAAAGAUGAACUGAUCCUGCUACGUGAGUUAGAACAGAAGAUUGGCAUGCUUGAACCAGAAUAUACUCAGAUUGUGGAAGAAAGAAAAAUCAAGGAAGAGAAGAAAAAGGCCAAAGAACAUCAAGCAUUCCUAAUGGGAAAAGCAGCUAUCACAAUCCAGUCUUUCUGGAAAGGUUACAAAGUCCGCCAAUUAAUGAAAGCAUUGAAGAAAAAGAAAAAAGGAAAAGGCAAAAAGAAAAAAUGAAGAUAGUGAGGAGAUUCAAGAGUAGAUUGAGAGAAAGAUACAAGAAAAAUAAAAGUGCAUAUCCUCCCUAUAUUUUUGUAUGCUAUUGAAAUAUCUUAUUUCUAUUACUGCAACCUGUAGCCUCCAAAAUGAAUUAUUCAAUUCUUCUUGUGUGUGUAGCAGCAAAUCUGAUACCUACCUUAGUCAUUGAUUAAAUUGUGUACCUUUCUUUCAAAUUUUUUACUUUCCAUUAUUUACUAGCACAUUGGAGAAAAUACAUUCUCCUUAACUACCACCUCAAGAGCAGUAAAAGAUUGGCAAUAAAUGCUGGAACAGCCAGCAAAGCUCACAUCCCAUGAAUGAAUUUAAAAAAUAAAAUUGUGGC
This is a messenger RNA of Chiloscyllium plagiosum (whitespotted bambooshark), 2406 nucleotides long. Lineage: Eukaryota; Metazoa; Chordata; Chondrichthyes; Orectolobiformes; Hemiscylliidae. The record is from RefSeq and is a predicted model, not a curated record.